This is a messenger RNA of Zonotrichia albicollis (white-throated sparrow), 8727 nucleotides long. It is a transcript of the gene SMC6, whose product is annotated as structural maintenance of chromosomes 6. Gene Ontology annotation, biological process: chromosome organization; double-strand break repair via homologous recombination. The record is from RefSeq and is a predicted model, not a curated record. Lineage: Eukaryota; Metazoa; Chordata; Aves; Passeriformes; Passerellidae. Gene Ontology annotation, molecular function: damaged DNA binding; ATP binding; protein binding. Gene Ontology annotation, cellular component: nucleus; chromosome; Smc5-Smc6 complex.
GCCCGCGGCCUGGCGCCGCGCUCCUGGCGCAGGGCGCUCUGCGGGGCCCGUUAGCGGUCGGAGCUGGCGUUUGUCACCCGCUGCCCAGCGUGGGCGCCCCGCCGGGUGUGAGCGCUCCCUCGGGUGCCCAUCUCUGACGGCGGAGAGCAGGAGCCGCGGCCGCACGGGCGUUCCGGCCGCCAAGGGACCCGUGUCUCUUUUCUGGGGGAUGGGGGAGCCUUCCGGGUCGUGCCAUGUUGAGAAAAGCAACAGUACUCAUGAGUAAGAGAAAGGAAGGAAGCGUUCUAACUCCUGGGUCUCAGAAAAGGCAGAGAAAAGAACACACAGCUAUACGUAGUGAUGAGUCUGAUGAAGAAGAAACUUUAGAAUUCUCAGCUAGUAGUGGUGCCCCUUCACAGGCGUCUGACAGUGAGGUUGGGAUAAUUGAAAGUAUCCAGCUGAAGAACUUCAUGUGCCAUUCAAAUCUGGGGCCUUUUCAGUUCGGAUCAAAUCUCAAUUUUGUUGUUGGAACCAAUGGAAGUGGAAAAAGUUCUGUAUUAACAGCACUAAUUGUUGGACUUGGUGGAAAAGCCACUGCAACUAACAGAUGUUCCUCAUUAAAAAUGUUUAUUCAAAAAGGAGAGACCUCUGCAGAUAUUUCCAUAACCUUGCGAAACCAAGGAAGAGAUGCUUAUAAACCAGAAUUGUAUGGUACCUCUAUUACUGUGAAUCAACACAUUAAUCAGGAUGGAAGCAGAACUUGCAAACUGAAAAGCAAAUCUGGGACCAUAAUUUCUUCAAAGAAAGAGGAACUCAUAGGAAUACUGGAUCACUUUAAUAUACAGGUAGAUAAUCCUGUGUCUGUUUUAACCCAAGAGAUGAGUAAACAGUUUCUACAGACCAAAAAUGAAGGGGACAAGUACAAGUUUUUUAUGAAGGCAACUCAGCUGGAACAAAUGAAAGAAGAUUAUUCAUUUAUUGGGAAAACUAAAAAAAAUACCCGUGUUCAGAUAGAACAAGGGGAAGAGCGUCUUGAAGAACUUAAGCAGCUUUAUUUGGAAAAGAAGGAAUCUUUCAAAAGCAUCACGUUUGUGAAUGACAUGCAAGCUCGUCUCAAAGAGUUGAAACAUCAAAUGGUGUGGGCAGUGGUGAGUGAGAUGGAAAAAGAAGUAGAGCUGCUCAAAGAAGGUGUCAGAGCUGAAGAAGGAAAUACGGAGCUCCUUCAGAAGGUCGAAGAAUGCCAGGAAAAAGUGAAUGAAGCAGAAAAAAAGUACAAAGCAAUACAAGACAAAUUGAUAACAGUAAGUGAAGAAGCACAAGGCCUUCAUCCUCAGUGUAUUUCUUUGAAGGCUGAAGUGCAGGCAAAAAGAAAAGCAGUCAAUGAAGCUGAGAUCAUUUAUAAUCGCUCCAAAACAGAGUUAAAACGUCUGGAAAAAGACAGGGAACAGCUCCAUAAGCAAAUUGAAGAACUGAAAAGCUGUGCUAAUCAGGUUUCAGAGCCUGAGAAAUUGGAAAGACAAAGGAGAAUUGCAUACUUAAGGGAACAGUUGAAGGCAUUCCAUGAUGAAGAAGUAAUGAUUGGUCAGCAGUUGGAUCAGUUUCAGCAGGCUAUAUCUAAAUGUAGGGAAGAUCAUUCUAGACUCAGGAGAGAAAGCAGUGAAGUGCAGCAAGCACUGGAUGCCCACCAGAAACAGCUGAGAGACCUGAAAGACAGUAAAACAAAUGCUUUGAAAAGAUUUGGACCAUAUGUACCAGCAUUUCUUGAAGCAGUUGAAGUAGCCCAUAAACAAGGACGAUUUAGAAAGAAACCUCUUGGACCUUUAGGUGCUUUGAUUCAUCCAAAAGAUCCUGAACUGAACUUGGCUAUUGAAUGCUGUUUAAAAAGCGCUCUUCAGGCAUUUUGCUGUGAUAAUCACAGCGAUGAAAGAACUCUUCAGUCACUGAUGUCAAAAUAUUAUCCACGUGGACAUAGACCUCAGAUAAUUGUACAUAAAUUUCAGAAUAAAAUUUAUGAUACUAGUCAGAGAGCUGUUCAUCAUCCAGAAUUCCCAACAGUUCUGACAGCAUUGGAAAUAGAAAAUCCAGUGGUUGCCAAUUGUUUGAUUGAUAUGAGGGGUAUAGAAACAGUCCUGCUGAUUAAAGAUAGCCGUAGGGCUCGUGAGGUAAUGCAGUGCAGUCGGCCCCCGAGAAACUGUAGAGAAGCUUUCACUGCUGCAGGUGAUCAAGUAUUUGAACGACGCUAUUACUCUUCCAGUUUUGUCAGACCCAAGUUCCUAAGUCAAGAUGUUGAGGCAGAAAUCAGUCACUUGAAUAAGGAAAUUGAAAACAAACGGGCACAGUUGACAGCCUCUCAACAACGCUUACAUUCCAUUGAAAAUGAGAUCAGGCAGAAUGAAGAUCAUCUCUAUGGUCAUCGGCGACACCAAAAACAGCUACAGGCAAAAAUAAAAACAGCAAAUGCAGAGAUAGCAGAUCUUGAAAACGUGGAAGAGCACCAGACAGCGGACAUCCAUAUAUUACAAGAAGAAGCUGAAGAAAAUAAGGGUAGAAUAGAAUCUGUGAAACAAGACAUGCAGCUACAAAGCAGAGAAAUGGAAGAACUGAAAAAUAAUCUCCAAGCAGCUGAAAAAAAAUUAGAAGAGGUGAAAGAAAAAAUUCAUCAAGUGGAAGAAAUUGCUGGCCCAAUUAAGGCUGAAUUAAACCAGGCUGAGUCAGAAGUGGAAAACAGUAAACGCCAUUUGCAGCACUAUGAGGAGAAACAGAGAGAACACGUGGCUUGCAUAAAUAAGCACAAAAAUUUACUAGUUUCCAAAGAAAAGGAAUUAGAGGAAAAAACAGCAAAAGCAAGGCAAAUCUUCUCAGAGCCCAUCAGGGUCAGCAGAACUGUUAAAAGUCUUGAUGCAGAAAUGAAUCGCUUGAGAGAGAAGAUAAAUUUAGAAAGCAGUCGCCAUGGAAACAGAGAAGAAAUAAUCCAGCAGUUUCAGCAUGCAAAGGAAAGGUACGAAGAUGCAAGCAAUACAGUAAAGAACUUACGGAGAUUUAUUGGGUUGCUGGAUGCAGUGAUGGUAGAGAGGCUCAAAAUGUAUCGGCAGUUCUUAAAGACUCUUUCUAUGCGAUGCAGACUCCACUUUGAGCAUUUAUUACGUGUUCGAGGUUGCUCUGGACAUAUAAAGUUUGAUCACAAGAAUGAGACACUUUCCAUAACAGUUCAGCCUCGAGAGGAAGAAAGAGCUGCCCGUAGUGAUCUGAGAUCCUUAUCAGGAGGUGAACGUUCCUUCUCCACAGUUUGUUUUAUUCUUUCUCUGUGGAACAUUUCUGAAUCUCCUUUCAGAUGCAUGGAUGAAUUUGAUGUCUACAUGGAUAUGGUUAACAGAAGAAUUGCCAUCGACAUGAUUCUGGAGAGGGCUGAUUUUCAGCCCUAUCGACAGUUCAUUUUGUUCACCCCCCUGAGCAUGAGUUCUCUGCCUACGAGUCCCCAUAUUCACAUCCUCCGUAUGCCAGACCCUCCAAGAGACCAAAGAGCACUGACUUUCCAAAAUAGGAAUAACAGAGAUGAAGAUCAAUAAGUAUCUCUGAACUUGAAAUUUUUGGCAACUCUUCAAAAAACCCCCAGUUUUUAGAGUUCAGCUGCAUUUCUUUUUUGUUGUUGUUUUUGGGGAUUGUUUGUUGUUUUUGAUGUUACAUGGUUACAGGAGCCAUUGAGACUACUCAGAGAACAACAUUCAACAGUUUCUGCACUUUUUACUAAAUAGCAGUUCCUCAAUAAAACCUUAUUACAGUGUAAGUUUUGACUUGACUUGGUAGCGUAAUUUGUUUUCAGUCACAGUACAGUAUUAAACUUGUAGGUUUCUUUAAAAUAUGGAAGCUAGGUAGGAAAUCCACCUUAGAGAAUCAUGGAUCCAUAAAAAAUGCUGAUUUGUAAGGCACCCACCAGCUGACUUCUGGCAAGUUGAAGUCCUGCAUAAGGGGAAGGGCAGUUGAGCUGGAAGUGUCCUUAGUUCCUCAGAGAGCAUUCCUCAGUGUCAUCAUCCUGGCCCAGAGGUCUAUAGGAGACUUCCAAGAUGACACUGCAUUAUUUGUAUGUCCCUUGAUUCUUACUUAGAGGCUUUCAGCUGUGCCAUUUCCAACUGUAGGCUCCAUCCCUGACUUACAGUGCCACCCUGGCCACUGCUGCCCUGCCCAUCCCUCCUGAAGAGCCUGUAACCAUGCAACAGGGCACUCCAGUCACAGGACUAAGCCCACAGUUUCAGGGAUGCCAGUGAUACCAGAUGUCUGGGAUUGGGCCAAAGGCUUGAGAUGGUCUUGUUCCUCAUGCUGUGUGCAUUAGCAUAGAAACAUUUCAGCUGUGGUGCUUUCUAGCCAACAAACCUGAAGGAGGUGGAGGGAUCCCAGUAGUUUUCUCAAGUUCUUACUGAGAAACCACUCCAUUCCAUUACUCCCCACUGGCAAGCCUGGUUUUGUCUGUCCUCCUUCCAAGCUGGUUUAAAUUUCUGUCAAUGAGCCCUGCUGGUUCCUGUGCUAGAGCUUUUCCCCUCCCUGAGAUAGGUACAUCUCAUCAGGUGUCAGUAGAGCAGGUGUUCAAUAGAUCGUCCCAUGGUAAAAAACCAAAUUUUUUUGCUUACACCAGCCUUGGAGCCGUGUGUUGACCUGGUGGAUCUGCCUAUUGCUGUCAAAUCUUAUUCCUUGUUAACAAAAGGAUUAUGGAAACUACGUGUGCUUCUGAUCCUUCAGCCUUCAAUUCAAGCCCUGAAGUCUCUUUUGAUUGUCCUUAGAAUUCUCUUUUUUUUUUGUCACUGCUGGCUUGAAUGACCAAUAGUGGAUAGUGACCAGAGGGCCUUACUAGACUGGAGAGUUUUCCAGUAAUUUCUCUUAUCCAUGCCCCUGGGAGCCAGCAGAAUUCACCAUAAGUUGGGUCUGGUAUGCAUGUCAGGCCCUCCCUCACCUCCCUCAGAGGGAGUUUCCUAUUACUGCUGCCCUUCUUUUGCUGUUAUCAGAGGAGGUCUUGAUGCAGGGUACAGGAGAUGUUGCUUCAGGAGGCCCCUCUGUCCCAGUAGAACCUUCGCCUACCUCAUUGUCUGGCCUUGUUCCAGAGCUCAUACCUGUUGUAGAAGGUUCCAAUCCUACUUGUUUUCAGGAGGAGGAGGAACCUCCUCCCAGUAUGUGGAGUGACCUGCUUCCAGCCUUCAUCUUGAGCAGACCCUUGAAUAAAACACCCUUGACUAAUUACCCUGCAGGGUUCUGAGUCCACCUGCUUCUCCACUACAAUGGAGGUUUGAGACUCCUGGGAGUCUUGAUACUGUGGCAUCUCUGUAAAUAACUUACCUGCUGCUUGCUCACUGAAACGCCACAUAGCCUGUUCACUUCCUCCUGAAGCCCCUCCACCUGGCAACAGCUCCUCAAGCACAGCACACCCUCUCCAAAAUAACUUUUUGUCAGCCCCAGCCUCUCAGAGAGGCAUCAGGCACCCCUGUGACCUGCACAGCCACCUCUGCCCUCAGCACUGCCUGCUGUCCAGAGGCCUCUGGCACAGCUUCAGUGAUCCACCAGCUGCAGGGGAGCAAGCUCUACACGGAGUCAUCCAUAACUGGGGAAGCUUCCACUGUUACACAGAUACAGCUGGGGCUGAAGGGAGCUUUUUGUGCUCUUUUCACCAGGCCCUGAGGCUGUUUGCCUCUCCUGGCAGACUUCAGACAGCCCAGGGUAAUGGGCAGACUCCCGGCACUGGGCACUGUGAGGAGGUUACUGACAAACAGGACCAGGCUUUGUUAAUGUGCAUGCUGCAGGAGACAGCAGCCAUGGAUUGAAGUGGGGAGGUUCUGGCUGAGCAAACCAGGAGGGAUUGUUCCUGAUGAAGGUAAGAGGCAUUUGAGCAUGUUACACAAGCAGGCUGUGAAAUCUCUGUCCUUGGAAGUUUUUGGAGUCUAUUGAAUAGACUCCUGUAUCUCCUUCAAGCAGGGAGCUGGGAAAGAGAUCUAUGAAGGUCCUUGCCCAUAUGAACAAUUCUAUAAUUCCAUAAUUCAAGGUACUUACACCUUUAGGACUACGUGAAGUGCAUGCUUGGCAAAACUUGUCUGGAACCAGCAGGUUGAGGGAGGUGAUUCUACUACUCUGCUGUUGUGACAUCCUGGAGUACUGCCCCCAGGUCUGGGGUCCUCGGCAUUGGAAGAGCACGGACCUGUUAGAGCAGGAUCAGAGGAGGCCACAAAGAUGCUCAGAGGGCUGGAGAACCUCUGCUAUGGAGACAAAUGAGAUUUUCAUCUAUGAAGUCCAGAGACGGCUCCAGAAAGACAUCGUGGCACCUUCCAGUGCUUAAAGGGGCUAUAAGAGAACUGGAGAAGGACUUUUUACAAGGGCCUGUUGUGCAGGACAAGGGAGAGUGGCUUUAAAGUGAAAGAUAGUAGAUUUAGAUUAGAUAUUAAGAAUAAAUUAUUGUGAGGGUGAUAAGGCACUGGAAUAGGUUAUUCCAAGUAGUUGUGCACACCCCAUCUCUAGAAGUGCUCAAGAUCAGGCUGGAUGGGGCCCUGAGCAACCUCUUUUAGUGCAAGAUGUGCCUGCAGGGAGUUGGAACUGAAUAAUCUUUAAGGUCCCUUUCAACCCAAGCAAUUCUUUGAUUCUAGGACAUGAUCAUGAGCCACAUGUGGAGCUUGACUUGAUUUUAUGAUUCAAUUGGGGUAGGUUUCAGACCUUUUUACUGUAUGAGAUAAAUGGCAUUGCAUUAUUUCCUCCUGAUUCUCUUCAGUAUCCAAAAAAAAAAAAAGGCAAAAGUGCAGAGGCAGGAAAGAGUAAAGCAUUUAUCUUCAUUAGUCUUCUAUAAUGAGUUGUGUGGAAAAAAGAGAUUAAGGAAAAUUAAUUAAUUCCUACAGAGCUAACACCAGCUUUCUCCCAAGCUUUUAUAGACUUACUUGAAAUAUUGGAGGAGCUGGCAACAAUUCUGGUCUUUCUUUCAAAUCAGUACUUUGUAUUUAUUCUACUCUACCCCUGUACUUGAUGAAGAUGUGUUCUUGACUGUAUAAUUAUUAUAAGCAUAUUUUCAUGGUAGAGAAUGAAUUCUGAAUAAACAAUUACUGAAGCCCUUGCAUGGACGCACUUAUUUUUGCAGUGAUCCUACUAAGGUCUCCAACCUAUCAUAUUCUUGGUUUUUUAAAUACAUAGUUUACUAUAGUGGCUACCUAGAGAGAAGAUUGCAGUGCUGAUGUUACAUUUUUGAGUUUGACUGUGUUUAUGAGUUGUUGGCCAUUUUAAAUGGCAGUGCAUCUUAAUGCUGCACUAAAGUAAAUGGAGCCUGUCUAGCUACAUAAAUUCAAUGUGCAGGGAAACAGAAUGAGAAAUUGCUUCUCAUGUAUGUAAACUAGAGGAAUAAAAUCUGAGAAGUAUUCAAUGUGAGCAUAUAAUUCUCAGAAACAUGUAGUUUCUAGAAUGUGUAUUUUAAGUUAUGGCCAAACGCAUGAAGUGUACUUCUCCCUAAUUUGCUAAGACUAUUAUAUGUGUAGUCUGUAGUAAAAUUCUAGUGUAAAAAUUGUAGUUGACAUUUGUGCUUUUGCUGUUUGGAAUACAAAGCAACCCAAAAAUGACAGUAUGGCUGUGGUUGUGGCAGCCAUCAAUUCUGUGAUCCCCCCACAACAACUCUUAGCAAGUUGUGUAACACUGCUUUUUGUUGCUUGUUUCCUUUUCCCUUUAAGAUAAGCUUUGCUUUUUAAAUUUGAAAUACAGAGAAUUAUUUGGUUUGUGCCAUGUUUUAUUGUUUAAUUUUUAGCUAUUAAAAGUAAGGUCCUGUUUCUUCAUAAGGUAAGGAAGAAAUAUCAAACAUGCAAUUAUAAGGUGUUCAGAUUGCUUUUUUUUUCUUUUAAUCCAGCAAGCAACCAACUGUUUAAAGCAUCAGGGAAAUGGGGCAUAUAGAGUUUUUUCAUUUGCAGUUUCUGCAGUCUGGUAGUUCAUUCUUUCCCAAGGCUGUGCAGAGUUUGUCACAGGAUAGAGAGAAACUUGAUUUGUGCACACAGAAUUGGAAGAGGAAGUUGGUUCGUCUCACUAUCACUCCUUUAUCAUCAUACUUCAUGGUUAAUUUAUCAGUAGUGAUUUUUAACAUCAUGUCUGUUUAUAUUAAACACAGAGUAGUUUAGUAUCAGAUGGUAAGAGGAAAGUCUCUUACUUCAGGAAGGAAAAAAUAUUAAAAACAAGGUUUAGGGUGAGCAAAUAAACUGUAUUUCACUUACACCGCUUAAAAAUCAGCACAGGUUUAGUAGCUGCGCUGGUAAAUCUUAGCAGUAGCAUCUUAGAGCAUCAACAGCUGCUCCAGCCUUAAAUACAAGAACUACAAGUUUUGGUUUUGUAUAAUAUGACUCUUCUAGUGAGUGAGUGUAAAGUAGUUUUCUUCAUGCUUCAAUAAUGAAAUACAUAUUUCCCAGUGUGCAGUGACAGAUAAUUAAAGAGAUUGAACUUUUUCUUUUUUUAUUACCAUGCUGAAGACAUGAAAUAAGAAUUAGGGGAAAAGGUCAAAUGUUAUAAAUUUAUUUUGGGACAUAUAUAUUGCAACCUCUGUGGAAGCUUUUGAAAAUUCUGGCAAAGAUCAAUACACUUCCAAUAAAACCUUUAAACUUGCAAUAAAACAAUAUUUUAAACAUUAUAUAUAUAUAUAUUUAUAUAUAUUCUUAAUUAAAGGGUUAAUUUUAGCAGGAUUUUCUUUUUUUUUUUUUUUAAUAUACUGCAUUCCUCUGACAUAGCUCUUUCCAUAUUGAAGGGAUGCAAAUGAGG